AGCUCAAGCUGUCGCAGCUCAUCGACGUGAAUCUGAAGAACCAGAUAAUGACGACGAACUUGUGGGUCGAGCAGUCGUGGUACGACUACAAGCUGCGGUGGGAGCCCAAGGAGUACGGCGGCGUCCACAUGCUGCACGUGCCCUCCGACCACAUCUGGCGGCCAGACAUCGUCCUCUACAACAACGCCGACGGCAACUUCGAGGUGACGCUGGCGACCAAGGCGACCAUCUACCACCAGGGCCUCGUCGAGUGGAAGCCGCCCGCCAUCUACAAGUCCUCCUGCGAGAUCGACGUCGAGUAUUUCCCGUUUGACGAGCAGACGUGCGUGCUCAAAUUCGGUAGUUGGACCUAUGACGGGUUUAAGGUGGACCUGCGGCACAUGGAUGAGCAGGCGGGCUCCAACGUCGUGGAAGUGGGCGUCGACCUGUCCGAGUUCUACAUGUCCGUCGAGUGGGACAUCCUGGAGGUGCCUGCAGUCAGGAACGAGAAGUUCUACACGUGCUGUGACGAGCCGUACCUCGACAUCACGUUCAACAUCACGAUGCGCCGCAAGACGCUCUUCUACACGGUGAACAUCAUCAUCCCCUGCAUGGGCAUCUCGUUCCUCACCGUGCUCACAUUCUACCUGCCCUCCGACAGCGGGGAGAAGGUGACGCUGUCCAUCUCGAUCCUGAUUAGCCUGCACGUGUUCUUCCUGCUGGUGGUCGAGAUCAUCCCGCCCACGUCGCUGGUGGUGCCGCUACUCGGCAAGUACCUCAUCUUCGCCAUGAUCCUCGUCUCCAUCAGCAUCUGCGUGACGGUGGUCGUGCUCAACGUGCACUUCCGGUCGCCGCAGACGCACAAGAUGGCGCCCUGGGUGAAGCGCGUCUUCAUCCACAUCCUGCCCCGCCUGCUGGUGAUGCGCCGGCCGCAGUACCAGUUCGAGGCCACCAGCCUGCUGGACGGCGGGCUGCUGGGCGGCAGCUGCCAGGUGCACGGCCCCCUGGGAGCGGCACUGGAGGCAGAGAGACUGUCCGACGCAGAGGAGGCGUGCAAGAGCCCGCCCCCGCUGCCGCCACUGCCUCCACUGGGCCUGGGGCUGGCGGCGCCCCCACACCCCCAAGGGGCGCUGCGGAGUCCCCCAGCCUUCCCCCACUCUCGCUGUCCCCCGGAGGUGCACCGCUCCUGCUUCUGUGUGCGUUUCAUCGCUGAGCACACGCGCAUGCUCGAGGACUCCACCAAGGUGAAGGAGGACUGGAAGUACGUGGCGAUGGUGCUCGACCGGCUGUUCCUGUGGAUCUUCACACUGGCCGUGCUGGUGGGCACAGCGGGCAUCAUCCUACAGGCUCCCACGCUCUACGACGACAGAGUGCCCAUCGACAAGAAGUUCAGCGAGUUCGCCACGACCACCGUGGUACGCUGCCCUCCUCAGUAGGUGGCCGCCUCCCUCCUACCUCUCCCUGCGAUACUCCCGUCCACGAAGGCCACGGAACACUGUGCCAGCUGGGCUCGUGCAUUGCACCCGAUCCCUGCUCCCGACAUGCAGGUGCAACGCACAGAGCUCCAACGGUUUACUUGAUUCUGCAGACGAGUUUUUAGUAGCAUCACUAACGCCCCCAUGUCCUUCAUCGGCAUUGUUAUCGGCUAUUAGGUUCAUUCGAAGACUACGGCUUCGUUAGGUGUCUGAAAGCAGCCUCCACAUUCCUAUAAUUUUAACAAUUUAUUAGAACCUCCAACUGAAGACAAGUUUCUGGGAUGUAGGUCACUAUGCUUUAAAUGUCAUACCUUCCUCCAAAUUCACAACUGGCAGGCUCAUCAGAAAGCCAUGGGUACUAUCAGUACUCAGACAUUUCAAGAAAAUGACGCAGUUUUUCUGGCACUGUACCACAAUAGUCAACCAGUCCAAUAUUCUUCCAAUAUUUCCACUCAUUCACCUCUUCUUUACAAAUUCAUACCUUGCUUUCAUUCCGUUAUGAACAACACAGUCGGCAACACUUCACUAUUUCAUGCUAUAUAUUUCUGUAACAAAAAUUUUGUAGAUUGCAAGAAACUGAUAAAAAUACUCUGCUAAAUAUAUUAUCUUUUAUUUUUCUGGAAAUUCCAUCUUCAGUUAAUUUUCCUCUCACUUACACAAUAUUUUACAUAUAUUGUCAUAUAUUUUAUAUUCAGUAUCCAAAUAUAUGAUCUUUACUUGACAAUUUUUUCUGACUUACUCCACAUAUCUGUCAAGCUUCUUCGUGUACAGUAUCAGUCAGAACACUCAAACCCGAAAAGGGCAUGUACCCAUACCCUUCAUCAAUUCCCGUUAUGUUGCACUUUUUAAUCAGACAUAAAAUCCCAAAAACCAUACUGUUCUGCAGCUUCUUUAACUUACAUAAGCUACUUGACAUAAAGACACAUUUAAUAAGAAAAUAAUGCUUGUAACUCAGGGUAAAAUCAAAGUUACAAAAAAAUAUACAAGGUUAUUUCAGUGACAAGUCUCAAACUAUUAGAUAAUUUAUUGGCUAUCUGGGUUGAUAAGUAGGCAAAUUAUUGUGUGUCUUAGUUUUAUGUAGUGAGCAUUGUUGAAAGUGAUGUGCUGUUUUAGUGAAUCUGUGAUCUAUCUAAUAAUCAUCCUUAGCCAUGGUAUUUAGAUUUGUAGUAAUAGAGCUGUUUAGUAACAGUGACAGUGGAGGAAUGUAUGCACGAUUAAGUUACAAAUAUUAAAACCAAAACUUUCCUUUUUACAUAGUAUAAUUCAAACUAAUUAGACAUCUAUGCAGACUACAUUCAGAAAUAAUCACAAGUAUUUGCAAUCAAUCAUCGGUGAAUUUUACAUAGAAAAGAGGUACAGGAAUUCUCAUUACCAUAAGAUUUCUUAUUUUGUUGCCAACUUCAACCAAAUCAUAUUCAGUUUAUAGCAAUUACUAUGAGCUUGUUAAAUUUACCCACAGUCUCCAUUUGGUUAACAUUACAAGACAUAUUUAAAAUGUGCCUUUAUUUCCAAAUAUUUCAUAGCUGCAAGCUUUCACACCACUCUUCAUGUAUGUAACAGAGCUAUGUGCAUAAGAAAUGAACACGAGUUUGAAAGAAUAAUUAAUGCCUUCUAUAAUUUCUUGCUUGCUUGUUCACACUGGUUUUGGGGUAUGUUACAUGUGAUCAGUUGAAAUGACAUGAGAAAUAUAAGAACAUUAUAUUCAUACAAACCACUAACAUUCAACAAUGUCAGUCAUCAGAAAUUAUACAUUCAUUGUUCUAGUCAAUUAUGUAAUAUUAGUUGUACAGUUGUUCUAUUGUUAUCAUAUACAGAUAUUUACUUCCAUUUUUUGAGCAUGUGUCUUCCAUUGGGCAACUAAGCCUAUAUUUUAGUAUGAUUUAUGUGUUACUCUUAAAGCAAUAAUAUAAAAAUGCAUAAUUAGAGAGAGAAAUACAAAUAUUUUAACUAUUCAAGCAAUAAUUAUGUACUAAUAUGAACAUUGUCUUCUGGUUUAGACUUCAUACAAGUUUGUCUAAUAAUUUUCAUUAAAUAACAACAUAUAGACAACAUAAAUUAAAUAUUAUGUUAAUGUAGUCAGUUCAUGCACGUAAAAUUGUAUGUGAUUACUUUAUGAAUAAUUUCUGAUUCAACUGUAAAAUCAGAUUGAAGUAAAAGAAAUAGAAUGUAUACCAAAUAUGUGAAUAAAUUAUGAUAUAAAAACUAAUUAAAUAAAUACAACUAAAGACAUGACUUUUGAAGCAACAUACAUAAAACAAAGCAAAAUAUGAAAUGCUGAUUUGUGGAAAUCUGUUACCAAAACACUAUCCCAGUUACUGGCGAUGUAAAAUUUUAAUAUGCAUGAACAGAUGUAGCUACUAAACUCAUUUCAGCAUCAAAAUGGUUUUAAAACAACAACAAUGAGUAAGUGAACAAAAUAAAAUGUAAUACUAAUAAGUUUGGUUAGCACUAAAAAUUUUUUUCUAACUCCCAAAAGUAUUUACCAAAUUGGUUUUAUUUACUUAAUAAUACCAAUCAUUAAAAGAAUAUUAAUAUUGGUAUGUAGAUUGUCAUUGGCUGUAUCAUUAUUUUUAUUCUUGAGCUUAUUAAUAUUUUGCACUGUGCUUUCUAUGACUAUAGCUGAGCAUGUAGUGUGCUGGAAAGGAACAAGCAACAGGACAUUUUGCUGAGCCAUUGCAUGACUUAGUCAGCAAUGAGUAGCACUAAAAUAACGAAUUUGGCAUGCAAAAUUGAAAGGCAACAAAGGAAAACAGAGCAUAGAAAAAUGUGCAUGUUUUGGAAUGAAUUGAAUGAUGCUGAACUAAAAUACGAUAUUUUCUUACAGGGGAAAGUGUCUGUUAUGGAAUACCUUAACUAAAGGCACUAUUGGUGAAAUUGCACACAUUUCAUGGUACAGCUAAGGAUAUUAGCAAGUAGGACUGUGAGAUCUCUAUCCAUGCAACAGAUGAGUGAACACAGUCUUCGAAACUGACUUCUUUCUUCUGGCAUAGUUGUUCCUCUGAGGCUUGUAUUUGGCAAAUUAUUUAGAGGAAAAGAAGAAAAUUUCUCAAUAAUGGCCUAAUAUCUACUGAGAAUUGGAUAGCGUUCCCUCUGAUGGAGAAUGGAUCUUUGCAGCUAGUAAAUUCCUGGAUCCAGCAUCAAAGUUCUGACCUCUCAGUUUGCUCAGCUUCAGUUAAGUGUGAAUGGUAGACCAGCAGAUGCCCAUUGUGCAUGUGACGAAUCAUUUAAAUGUUUAGAAGUAACAGAAGUAAAUUCCUUAUAGUUUUACACACAUGGUGAAGCAUGUGUAAUGUACUCAUGCUUAUAACUGUUAAAAUUCAUUUACUGUUUAGAUUUUCUUUCUUUUUCUCCAACUGGCUUAGUAAUACACAAUGGCAUCUAAACUUAACAAUGGUGAUGAGUUUAAAAAAUUUACUGCUGACAGAAUUUUCUACAUCUCAAAACAUUCUGUAAAUUUCUGUGUGACAUUUAUCUUAUGGGUGUUAAACUUAAAACAUUUCCCUAUAUGUCAUUUCCCUACACAAACAGUUUUAUUUUGAAAAUAUGCAAUAAAAAACAGGAAUAACUAGCGUAUUUUCGAUUAAGUUUUUGUUAUUUGAACUGAGUCCAAGUCCAGAGUGGUCCAGAGUAGUUAUUCAGCAUCACUACUUUUGUACUGGAUAUGAUAAUCCAAUAAACAAAUUUUGUUUACAAAAAACAGACCUCCAUUUGCUCUGAAAUAAAAAAGAGUCCUAAAAUCGAACACUGGAAAAUGCAAUAUCACACUGAUUAAAGUCGUUAAGCAUGAAAUUACAAAGAAAACGAACAUGUUUAAUAAGGAAUUUGUAGUAGAUUCAUACUGUGAUACAACUGUCAUAAAGUUAUAAACAAAACUAGGAAGGUGAAUGACUUGUGAAUGGAAUUUUGUUAGUGAAAUAUUUGUAUUCUUUCAUUUUUGAUGUCAACUAACUAUGGUUUUAUAAAGACUAAUGAAUGUUAGUGCAAACCAUUUAUGUUACAUGAUAAAAUUAACAUGUUACCUCGUUUACGAAUAAGUUCAUCUUUCGUAGAUUUUGUGUAAAUUUUAGCUGUAAGCAGGGCCACUUAAAAUUAUCUCUCAUGUUGAGUUUCUAUUCAAUGAGUUAAAUACACUAAAUCAGCAAAGAAAUGACACUGAAGCACAGGAACUCAGUAUCUAUUAUGUGUGAAAUAGAUGCAGUAUUUCUCAUAAUCAUGAGUAACAGACAUCUGCCAUUUUAUUCCAACCAAGAAAGCAUAUUUUAAACAUAUACUUCUAAGAAUAGCACAGUUCAAGCACAAAAAUAAGAUUUGUUUACUACUUUAUAUAUGUUACUGGUAUGAAGACAGAGUCAGAUACAAAUUAUAUUGUUUAUAUAUUUGUACAUACAAAUGUCUAGGGAGCAAACAGAUAUUUAUACAAGUAAUAUAGAAUUCCAACUUGUUUACAUGUCAAGAUAAAAGAAAACUUUGUAUGAUAUAAUAUGUUGUUUCAUUUGGAAUCAUGAUUGUAUAGUCUAUGAGAUAGUAUUUAGUUAAAAUUAGUAGCAUACUAAAGAAAAUAACAUAAUUACUGACAUUAAAGUUUACUGAAUAAAUAAAUCUUGCUUCAUGUGUGCAGCUGUUAUUUUGCCAUAAGCACAUUCAGCGUAAUUUGAACUACAUUUUAUAGUAAUGAAUACAAUUUGUUACUGAUGAAAUACUGUUUCAUUAAUUAAGCUAGUGUUUUCCAAGAUUAUAUACAGAAAAUUUAUUAUUUUAAAUUUUGAUAUUAUGGUCUUUCAUUAAAUUUAUUUUGAAGUACAACCUCUACAUAAAAUUCACUUCAUAAAAUAGAAAAUCGUUAUUUUGAAGUAAAAGAACAUUUAGAGUGGAACAAAAUAAUUUUAAGCAAGAUGUAUUUACUCAUAGAACAAAAAACUGAUUUUUGUUCCAAUAAUAGUUCACAAUAAUAUUUGUUAAGGAUUUUAUGAAGCAGAGAAAGUGAUAGAUAUAAUUGUUAUUGUUGCUUGAUUUUAUAAUAUUACAUUUCAGUAAUAAAAUGUUGAAAAAUAAUUAUGGUUAACUCUAUUGGUG
Messenger RNA from Schistocerca americana (American grasshopper), 6527 nucleotides. Its product is annotated as acetylcholine receptor subunit alpha-like. Gene Ontology annotation, molecular function: acetylcholine-gated monoatomic cation-selective channel activity; transmembrane signaling receptor activity. The record is from RefSeq and is a predicted model, not a curated record. The transcript is spliced from 10 exons. Gene Ontology annotation, cellular component: postsynaptic membrane; synapse; neuron projection. Gene Ontology annotation, biological process: monoatomic ion transmembrane transport; nervous system process; regulation of membrane potential. Bases 48 to 1415 code for a protein of 455 amino acids. NCBI's taxonomy places the organism in Eukaryota, Metazoa, Arthropoda, Insecta, Orthoptera, Acrididae.